Messenger RNA from Drosophila busckii, 598 nucleotides. RefSeq names its product brain protein I3. Bases 97 to 507 code for a protein of 136 amino acids. NCBI's taxonomy places the organism in Eukaryota, Metazoa, Arthropoda, Insecta, Diptera, Drosophilidae. The transcript is spliced from 2 exons. The record is from RefSeq and is a predicted model, not a curated record.
UCAGCAGCUGAUUCAUUGUUAUUAGAGAGAAUAUUAAAAACAAAUUUAUUUUUUACAACAUUUAUUGUUUGUAGCCUCAAGCUCUUGUCACAAUCGAUGGCCACACAUAAAGUAAAAGAUGCCGAGCCGCCGCCGAGCUAUGAGGAGGCUGUAAGUGUGCAUAUUAUGCCCACAGCUCCUCCUCCUGCUGCACCUCUUCAUCAUCAACAGGAUGCACGACUAAUAGCUGGCAUUCAUCAGGGAGGUGCGCACGGUGCCCCCAACAUGGCAAGCUAUGGAGCCUUUGAGACGACUCCAGUUAACAUUGUGGUACAGCCCAUGCCGCCACUCACAAGAACAGCCGAGAUAAUUGUCAUUGGCGGUUGUCCGUCAUGUCGUAUUGGCGUUUUGGAAGACUCAUUUUCUGUACUUGGUCUUUGCUGUGCAAUUGUCUUCUUUCCAGUGGGCAUUCUUUGCUGCCUGGCUAUGCGCGAGAAACAUUGCACCAACUGUGGAACGACAUUCUAAGUUAAGCUUUACUUAUUUUACCUACAACUAUGUACAUACAUUCGACUAUAUCUUUUUCCUUACAUAUACAUAUAUAAAAUUGCAUUGUUAA